Molecule: messenger RNA, 1266 nt
Organism: Corylus avellana
Lineage: Eukaryota; Viridiplantae; Streptophyta; Magnoliopsida; Fagales; Betulaceae
Source: RefSeq, a predicted model, not a curated record
AUGUCAAACCGGCGUCGGCUUGGGCUUCGACUUCCAGUUCCAGACGAUCUUUGGAUUGAAAUCCUGGUAAGCCUACCCGCCAAAUCGCUUUUAAGAUUCCAGUGUGUUUCAAAAUCAUGGAAAUCCAUUAUCUCUAGUCCUACAUUUAUUUCAAUGCACGCCCAUCAUAGUGAGAGCACCCACAAUCACGCUCACCACCUUCUACAUUGCUAUGCUUAUCAAGAAGACGGAGUGAUGUAUAUGCAAUACCAAUUAUUCCAUAUCAAUGAUUCAUUCAACGAGUUUCAAAAACUUGAAUAUCCAUGCCAAAUUAGAGGCGGAAGUUAUAAAGUGGUCCUUGAUUGCAAGAGACUAUUACUUUUUGCGCCUUUGGUUAGAAAAAAUGGUUUGGCGUCCCUAGUUCUAUGGAACCCAGCAAUUAGAAUGUCUAUGACUCUUUCUCAACCUUACAAGUUUGAUAGAACCGACAGAAAAUACCUUAUUUACGGGUUCGGUUUUGAUCAUACAAGUAGUGACUACAAGGUGCUGAGAAUGGUGUUAAUUGCCGAGUUAGGUAGUAGAUUAUCCAUGCCGCCGUUUCCAUCUCAUGCGGAGCUUUAUAAACUCCGCACAGGCACUUGGGAGACUGUUAGGAUUGCCGAAGAUUUUCAAUAUACUAUAGCAAAUAGUAGGCAGGCUUUAGUGAAUGGGGCAAGCCACUGGGUUGGAUAUCAUAAAAGAGAUAUGGGGUCCGAUUUUCCUGAAUUGGUGGUUUUGUUGUUUCAUAUGUGUGAUGAGGAAUUCCGAGUGAUGAAGCUUCCGGCUUGUCUAAGUAGUUUGGAUGAACAUUUUACUACAAUUGGGGUUUCUGGUGGAUUCCUUUCUUUGCUGGAGGAUAAUUCGCAAGAUGCCAACGUUUGGUUGAUGAAGGAAUAUGGCGUAGUAGAGUCUUGGACUAAACAACUUACCCUUAAAGAUGGUGGGUUGGUUUGGCCAAUGUUCAGUUUUUGGAACAACAAAAUGAUUUUAGAUUUGAAAAAGAGAAAAGGGUCUAUGGGUUUGUUAUAUGAUCUCAAGACUCAUAAAUUGAUUAAAAAUCUAAGAAUAAGAAGUGAUAAAGUCAACGGAUCUCUUCAUGCCAAUAAUACUUUUGUUGAAACUCUAGUUUUACUCAAUGAAGUACAUGCUAUACGAGAGUGCGAGAAUUGUGUAAGGAAAGACCUGUGGUGCGGCUCAGAGAAGAUCGAAGAAGAGAAAAGAAAGAAUUGUUUGAGAGGAGAAGGCUAA